AUGGGCAGUAUGAGAGAUCACAUUCUUGUUCAACAACUCGACAGUUUCCUCGUCUCGGUCAAAGCAUAUGUCAAGCAGCAGCGUCUAAAUGUGCCCGGAGACUGGGACAUUGACUUCCACGUUUACGGCAAGGGACAGAGCACGCCCACUGGGCCAGGUGAAGUGUUCCUCAUUGCGGAAGCUGUUGCGUCAACCCAGCAACUCGCAACGGGUGUUGUGUCCACAGCUAGGAUCGCCAUGAUCGUUAGUAUUACUCGCUAA
Messenger RNA from Colletotrichum spaethianum, 261 nucleotides. RefSeq lists its product as uncharacterized. The record is from RefSeq and is a predicted model, not a curated record. Bases 1 to 261 code for a protein of 86 amino acids. NCBI's taxonomy places the organism in Eukaryota, Fungi, Ascomycota, Sordariomycetes, Glomerellales, Glomerellaceae. The transcript is spliced from 2 exons.